Caenorhabditis briggsae is the source of this 2840-nucleotide messenger RNA. The transcript has a single exon. The annotation marks the transcript as partial. Lineage: Eukaryota; Metazoa; Nematoda; Chromadorea; Rhabditida; Rhabditidae. The record is from RefSeq and is a predicted model, not a curated record.
CGUCUUCGGACACUACUACGGAGCCAUGUGAGACUACCACGGAGCCAUGUCUGAAUUCCACGUCUUCCGAAACUACCACAGAACCCUGUGAGACCACGACGGAGCCAUGUCUGAAUUCCACGUCUUCGGACACUACUACGGAGCCAUGUGAGACCACGACGGGGCCAUGUCUGAAUUCCACGUCUUCCGAAACUACCACAGAACCCUGUGAGACCACGACGGAGCCAUGUCUGAAUUCCACGUCUCCUGAAGCUACCACAGAACCCUGUGAGACCACGACGGAGCCAUGUCUGAAUUCCACGUCUUCGGACACUACUACGGAGCCAUGUGAGACUACGACGGAGCCAUGUCUGAAUUCCACGUCUUCAGAAACUACCACUGAGCCAUGUGAGACCACGACGGAGCCAUGUCUGAAUUCCACGUCUUCUGAAACUACCACAGAACCCUGUGAGACCACGACGGAGCCAUGUCUGAAUUCCACGUCUUCGGACACUACUACGGAGCCAUGUGAGACCACGACGGAUCCAUGUCUGAAUUCCACGUCUUCCGAAACUACCACAGAACCCUGUGAGACCACGACGGAGCCAUGUCUGAAUUCCACGUUUUCCGAAACGACGAAUGAGCCAUGUGAGACCACGACGGGGCCAUGUCUGAAUUCCACGUCUUCCGAAACUACCACAGAACCCUGUGAGACCACGACGGAGCCAUGUCUGAAUUCCACGUCUCCUGAAGCUACCACAGAACCCUGUGAGACCACGACGGAGCCAUGUCUGAAUUCCACGUCUUCGGACACUACUACGGAGCCAUGUGAGACUACGACGGAGCCAUGUCUGAAUUCCACGUCUUCGAAAACAACGAAUGAGCCAUGUGAGACCACGACGGAGCCAUGUCUGAAUUCCACGUCUUCUGAAACUUACACAGAACCCUGUGAGACCACGACGGAGCCAUGUCUGAAUUCCACGUCUCCUGAAACUACCACAGAACCCUGUGAGACCACGACGGAGCCAUGUCUGAAUUCCACGUCAUCAAAAACGACGAAUGAGCCAUGUGAGACCACGACGAAGCCAUGUGAGACCACGAGGGAGCCAUGUCCGAAAUCCACGUCUUCCGAAACUACCACAGAACCCUGUGAGACAACGACAGAGCCAUGUCUGAAUUCCACGUCUUCGGACACUACUACGGAGCCAUGUGAGACUACGACGGAGCCAUGUCUGAAUUCCACGUCAUCAAAAACGACGAAUGAGCCAUGUGAGACCACGACGGAGCCAUGUCUGAAUUCCACGUCUUCCGAAACUACCACAGAACCCUGUGAGACCACGACGGAGCCAUGUCUGAAUUCCACGUCUCCUGAAGCUACCACAGAACCCUGUGAGACAACGACAGAGCCAUGUCUGAAUUCCACGUCUUCGGACACUACUACGGAGCCAUGUGAGACCACGACGGAGCCAUGUCUGAAUUCCACGUCUUCUGAAACUACCACAGAACCCUGUGAGACCACGACGGAGCCAUGUCUGAAUUCCACGUCUUCGGACACUACUACGGAGCCAUGUGAGACCACGACGGAGCCAUGUAAGACUACCACGGAGCCAUGUCUGAAUUCCACGUCUUCCGAAACUACCACAGAACCCUGUGAGACCACGACGGAGCCAUGUCUGAAUUCCACGUCAUCAAAAACGACGAAUGAGCCAUGUGAGACCACGACGGAGCCAUGUCUGAAUUCCACGUCUUCCGAAACUACCACAGAACCCUGUGAGACCACGACGGAGCCAUGUCUGAAUUCCACGUCUUCUGAAACUACCACAGAACCCUGUGAGACCACGACGGAGCCAUGUCUGAAUUCCACGUCUUCGGACACUACUACGGAGCCAUGUGAGACUACGACGGAGCCAUGUCUGAAUUCCACGUCUUCUGAAACGACGAAUGAGCCAUGUGAAACAACGACAGAGCCAUGUCUGAAUUCCACGUCUUCGGACACUACUACGGAGCCAUGUGAGACCACGACGGAGCCAUGUGAGACUACCACGGAGCCAUGUCUGAAUUCCACGUCUUCUGAAACUACCACAGAACCCUGUGAGACCACGACGGAGCCAUGUCUGAAUUCCACGUCUUCGGACACUACUACGGAGCCAUGUGAGACAACGACGGAGCCAUGUCUGAAUUCCACGUCUUCGGACACUACUACGGAGCCAUGUGAGACCACGACGGAGCCAUGUCUGAAUUCCACGUCUUCUGAAACUACCACAGAGCCAUGUGAGACCACGACGGAGCCAUGUCUGAAUUCCACGUCUUCGGAAACGACGACUGAGCCAUGUGAGACCACGACGGAGCCAUGUAAGACUACCACGGAGCCAUGUCUGAAUUCCACGUCUUCUGAAACUACCACAGAACCCUGUGACACCACGACGGAGCCAUGUCUGAAUUCCACGUCUUCGGAAACGACGAAUGAGCCAUUUGAGACCACGACGGAGCCGUGUCUGAAUUCCACGUCUUCCGAAACUACCACAGAAACCUGUGAGACUACCACGGAGCCAUGUCUGAAUUCCACGAAUUCAGAAACUACCACGGAGCAAUGUGAAACCACGACGGAGCCGUGUCUGAAUUCCACGUUUUCGGAAACUACCACGGAGCUAUUUGAGACCACGACGGAGCCAUGUCUGAAUUCCACGUCUUCCGAAACUUCCACGGAGCCAUGUGAGACCACGACGGAUCCAUUUGAGACUACCACGGAGCCAUAUCUGAAUUUCACGUCAUCAAAAACGACGAAUGAGCCAUGUAGACCACGACGGAGCCAUGUGAGACCACGACGGAGCCAUGUGAGACUACCACGGAGCCAUGUCUGA